CGCCGCUCGCCUCCGAAACCGCUCCACUCGUCCGCGCCCGCGCAUUCGCGGCCCCGUCACCUAUCACUUUGACACAUGUCAUACUCACUCUCCCUUCUACCCACAUCCAUACCACUUGAACCAGUCCCACACAAUGGAAUCCUACUACGACACGCGAUAUGCUUCCCCCCAUCUCCACGCGGAUCUCGAGAGAGGCCAAUACUGCGGUCACUUCGGCGGUAGCUAUUCUGUCUACCACGCGCUGUGCGAGCUCAAGUUCAAACAGGACCUGACCUCCUUUCGCACCAGACGCUCCGCAGAUGAGCGCAUCGACCCCGCCCUCAUGAGACUGCUGUCCAACUCCGUGGUGUCGAGGCACUGGGAGAGAAUUGUCACCAUAGACCCGUGGGGCCUGGUGGCGAAGCGGCCAACGAUCUCGUCAACGACGGCGCUGCUGCACAUCCCAGAAUUCGAACUUGCACCUUUCAUCGUAGAAAAGGACGGGAACGUCGUCUUGCAGGACGGGAGCGUGAAGACGACGAAAAUAGCGAUCGACUAUGUGUGGAAUCUGCCGGGAAUAAGUCGUCGAUUAGGCGUCGAGGAGAAGAAGCUGAGAGAAGCGCUGUACAAGUAUACGGGAGACGAAACGCUGAAGAAAGAGGAGCUGAGAGCCUACUUGCCCCCCACCGAAGGGGUGACCGUGUAUUUGUUCGGAGACAUAGAAAGGCUGGGGAACGCGAGGACGGAGGUCGCGCUGAGGGUGCACGACGAGUGCAACUCUUCGGACACGUUUGGAAGCGACAUGUGUACCUGCAGGCCCUAUUUGAUCUACGCGAUGCAAGGCGCGAUCGAAUGCGCUCAACGCGGCGGGAUAGGCGUGAUCAUUUACUUCCGGAAGGAAGGCAGAUCACUCGGAGAAGUGAUCAAAUACCGCGUAUAUAACGCGAGACAGAACCAAGAGGGCGGCGAUAGGCCGGAAAUGUAUUUCAAGCAAACGGAGAGCAUCGCGGGAAUUCAGGACGCGAGAAUGCAAGAGCUGAUGCCAGACGUGAUUCUGUGGCUGGGGAUCAGUCGAAUCGACAAACUGUUGAGCAUGUCCAGCGACAAGUUCGAGGCAAUUAUAGGGGCCGGAAUCGAGGUAAUGGAGAGAGUGUCACUCCCGGAGGACUAUGUGCCGAGCGGUGCGAUGACGGAAAUUACGGCCAAAAUCGCAUCGGGGUACGCGUCUAACAGCAAGCUGACCGAGCAAGUGUAUGAACAAAUCAUGGAUUUGAACAAUGUUCGCGCAGCGUCAAAAAAAGUGUACGAAUUGGCGAAACAAAACAAAACCAAAUACUUCUCCCUUCACUUGGAAAAGCUAGAAUGGACGAUCGACUUCGUGACCGAGGUAAUUCGGACGAACUAUCCCUCUGGAAAUAUACCGCACCACUCUCGAUGGAGGCACUUCGAACAGGUAACCUCUAUAGAAGAUCUGAAGAAGAACUGGAAAUGCAGCGAUAAAGAAAAGGUGAGACGACUGGUCGAUCUAGCUGUCAUCUCUGUACUCCUCGAUGCAGGCACAGGCACGAAGUGGAAAUACCUCGACAAAGAUAACAGAACUCUCACGAGGUCCGAAGGGCUCGCCAAGGCUACGCUAGACAUGUUCGAGGCCGGCAUGUUCUCCAGUGAUCCGGCGUCACCCCAUCGCGUCAAUACACUCGGCAUUCUUAAACUGACAUUCAGCGACUUUAAACAUGCCCUCCAACACAGCAUAACCAACCCUCUGGCAUCGAUAGAUGCUCGAUACAAGGUUCUUCAAAAAUUCGCUGAAAGUCUAGCUCUAAAUCCUCACGUGUUUGGAUACGAAGUCAUUCGACCAGGAAACCUUGUCGACUGGGCUCUAAGAGAAACUCGUCACGACCACUCUAGCCAACCGUUGUCCAUGUACACUCUGUUCGGCACGUUGGUCAGAACGUUCUCCUCCGUUUGGCCCACAAACACUCCCAAAAUCAAACAAGGCGACGUAUGGCAGUACCAACUCCUCAAAGUUCCAGGCGUACCAGGAAGCGACCUUGUCCCCUUCCACAAGAUCACGCAAUGGGUCUGCUAUUCACUCUACGAACCCCUUACGUCCUUGGGCAUAUCCAUAUCGGAUCUGGAUGCCCUCACCGCUCUUGCCGAGUACAGAAAUGGCGGACUGUUCUUCGACUCGGGCGUCCUCUCCCUUAAAAACCCCUCGGACUCAGACUACGAAUACGACGUCGGCGCCGAACUUGUCAUAGAAUGGCGGUCCCUCACCAUCGCUCUCGUAGAUCUCAUCGCUCCUCAUAUUCGCAAAAAUCUAAACAUGUCCGAAUCAGAACUCCCUAUGUCAAAAAUCCUGCAAGGCGGCACCUGGGACGCAGGGCGCAAACUCGCGCAACGUAUUCGACCAGACGGAUCUCCUCCCAUAUCCAUCAGACUAAACGGUAUCACGUUCUGAAUCCUGCCACCAGCAACCACAAAAAAGCAAAAAAAACUGUAUACGUAUGCCAUACACAUCCCACUGCGUCUCCUUUCUCUCC
This is a messenger RNA of Schistocerca gregaria, 2522 nucleotides long. RefSeq lists its product as uncharacterized. The coding region runs from base 134 to 2440 and encodes 768 amino acids. The transcript is spliced from 3 exons. The record is from RefSeq and is a predicted model, not a curated record. Lineage: Eukaryota; Metazoa; Arthropoda; Insecta; Orthoptera; Acrididae.